ACCAUGUCAUCCGAGCUUGAAUUAUUGAUACAGCACAUCACUGAACUUGAGGCUGAGAAUACAGAGCUUAGGAAGGAGAAUACUGAGAUCCCCUAUCUCAGAAACAAGCUCUCAGUGUCUAAUGCUGAAAUAGCUGAACUUAAGCACAGGAAUGCUGAGGUUCUAAGAGCGAAUGGGGAAUAUAAUGAGAUGCGUGAUGUUGAAAAAGUCAAACUCAGGCAAGAAUCGAGGAGUUGGAAUUUAAGUUUAGAGAUAGAAUUACGAAAGUGA
Messenger RNA from Cetraspora pellucida, 270 nucleotides. Lineage: Eukaryota; Fungi; Glomeromycota; Glomeromycetes; Diversisporales; Gigasporaceae. The record is from the annotation of a GenBank genome assembly.